UCCCUGCAGCCGAAUGAACGGGUAUCUGUGAUUCUGGAUGUACGUCAAAUACUGAAGAAGAAAUUAUUUGCGAUUUUUUUUUUUAAGCACCGAAGGUCCUUUUCUGUGGGAGAAAAAAAGACUUUUUUGGGUGUUUUAUUUGGAGGAUUUACCAAUGCAUGAGCCAUGAUUUUGUUAUUUUUUUCACUGAAGUCAGUAGUUGUGUAGUACCACUCCACAAGUACAAUUACAACCUCAAGCAAUAUACAAAACAACUGUGCCAACAAAAUGCAGAAGCAAGUUGAGGUCAGGAUGGAUGAGAGCCCCUUGGGACCAGGGGUAGACACUCCUGAGAGUCUAUGUGGAACUGUCUGUGAUAAGAUUAUGAAGAACAUGGUUCUCACUCUUACAAUCCUUGGUGUGUUUCUGGGUUCUAUUGCCGGAAUGCUUCUGCGGCACAUAUCACCUCUCCCUCCUGAUGUUAUAAUGAUCAUUGCGUUCCCUGGGGAGAUCCUAAUGAGGAUGCUGAAGAUGCUUAUUUUGCCUCUUGUUGUUUCCAGUCUGGUCACAGGACUAGCUGGUUUGGAUGCCAAAUCCAGUGGACGACUAGGCACCAGGGCCAUGGUGUACUAUAUGUCAACAACAGUGAUCGCGGCUGUCCUAGGAGUGAUCCUGGUGCUGGCCAUCCAUCCUGGGAACCCCAAGCUCAGGGCCAAUCUCGGACAGGGAAAAAAGAAUGACGAGGUGUCCAGCGUGGAUGCUUUAUUUGAUCUCAUCCGAAAUCUUUUCCCAGAGAACUUAGUGCAGGCCUGCUUCCAGCAGAUCCAGACCGUAACCACCAAAGUACCAGUACCCACUAAUAGGACCAGAGCACAUCCGCAGUUCACAAUCAAACGGUCGCUUCAGUUCAAGAGUGGGAUGAAUGUCCUGGGUUUAAUUGGAUUCUUUGUUGCUUUUGGAGUUAUUAUGGGGAAAAUGGGAGAGAAGGCAAAGCUAAUGUUGGAGUUUUUCAACGUGCUGAAUGAAAUUGUUAUGCGGCUUGUUGGUGCAAUUAUGUGGUACUCCCCUGUUGGUAUUGCCUGCCUCAUCUGUGGAAAGAUCAUCUCUAUUGCUGACUUGGAAGUGGUUGCAAGACAACUGGGGAUGUACAUGAUUACUGUGAUAGUGGGCCUUAUCAUCCAUGGAGGAAUUUUUCUUCCGCUGAUAUAUUUUAUAAUAGUAAAAGAAGAUCCCUUCAAGUUCUUUAUGGGAAUUUUCCAGGCUUGGGUCACGGCACUGGGAACAGCAUCCAGUGCCGGUACCUUGCCUGUCACGUUCCGAUGCUUAGAGGAAAACCUGGGCAUUGACAAGAGGGUGACACGCUUUGUCCUCCCAGUGGGUGCCACUAUCAAUAUGGAUGGCACAGCACUUUAUGAGGCUGUCGCUGCCAUCUUCAUCGCUCAGAUGAAUGGGAUCAGCCUUGACUGGGGCCAGAUUGUUACUGUAAGCAUGACCGCCACCUUGGCCAGUGUUGGAGCAGCCAGCAUCCCGAGUGCUGGACUUGUGACCAUGCUUCUGAUCCUGACGGCAGUGGGGCUGCCCACUCAGGACAUCAGCCUCCUGGUUGCUGUCGACUGGCUUCUGGAUCGUUUCCGUACCUCCGUUAAUGUGGUUGGGGACUCCUAUGGAGCAGGUAUCGUGUACCACCUUUCCAAAGACGAGCUCGACACCUUUGACGCCCAACAGACCCGGAUGGAUGACUUUGAGAUGGCAAAGACACAGUCCUUCUUUGAAAAUAACACCAACCAGAAUGUAUACGCUCACCACAACUCAGUCUUGAUAGACGACUGCAAGGUCACCAUGGGCAAAAAUGGCAACACUGCAGAGUUCUCUCUUGUUGAGGAAGACCCAUGGAAAUGCGGGUAAAGCAGAUUGAGAUGCCGCUGCACCUUACACAAGUUUUACUUUUACUUUCUGUCGACACAGCUACAAAAAUAUUAACAGCAACAGAAAGAAAGCAUAUUUACAAGAAGACAUAAACGGAAGACAGCAUUAAGGGGAGGUAAACUGUCGGCCAGAUUUUGAAAAUUCAGCUACCCAUCUGGGUAACUGUAUGGACCAAAUCUUCAAACAAUAUUAUAGAGCUUGUAUUUGUAUAAAUUCUACACAAACUGUAAUAAACUUGUGCAUUUCGUGCACAUGUAGAGACAACAUUGAGUUGACAACACUCAGGGCCUUACUUGGUGCUGCUGCAAGCCACCUGUCCUGUCAACAACAACAACAACAACAGCAACAACAACGAAACUUCUCCUUUGUGCAACAUCCCAUUUUUCUUUUGUACUAAGGGAUUUUCUUUGUAGCUUUAAGGAUGGUGUGUGACUGAUGGCCUUGCUGGUUAAGUUAAAUACAUGGACCAGGUGAGAGGGAUGCGUUAAAAGUCAUCAAAAUCUGACAGAUUUUAGUACCGAAUGGUUGUUGUCCAGACCAAAGGUUCAACAUUUUUCAAACUAAGUUUAUGGCAAAGAGGAAAAAAACUGAGUGAACUUUUUGUUGAAUUGCGAGAAAAGGGCAGGGCAGUUAAGCACUGUAUUAUCUCUGACUGUUCAACUCAUGGGAUUAUUCCCUGAUGUCAUACACAAGGUCAGAGCUGAUAAGUGAAGAUUAGGACUUAAGAGCAGAGAGUGUGGCCUCUAAAUGUAGCAACAAAAAGUACAGAAUGUGUUGCAGAGAGUAAAGCUCAAAACAGAUUACAUAAAUUGUGUCUGCCCAGUUAUUUAUCCAUUUAUCUAUUUAUUGUCAUUGGUUUUUUUGUACGUAUGAAAAACUGAGUUUCUGUCAAUAAUCAAAAGUCUGCCUGUGUCCUGGAAAUCAUGUGUGUACAAGUGUGUUUCUGAGAUGGUGUGUGGGAGAUUAACCAAAAAAAAAAAAAAAAAAAAAAAAAAAGAAAAGAAAAUUGGAGGUUUAAUGUCUCUCAAACUCUGAACAGAACAGUGCAUUGUCCAGUGUUUUAUUUCAAACCGUUUCUUUCUUUGUUAUAUGACAACUUUGCCUUGAUGAUGUCACCUGCAGAGUGCAGUUAGUAUGAUCACGAUGACUGAAGCAUUUCUGGAUAAAAGUUUGUUGCAAUAGAAUGGAAGAGAAUAAUUCAAGUUUUGUGAGCGAGGACGGCUGGGCCUUCUUCGCUGGGUUUUUGUAGCGUUUACACAACAGAUUUAGAUGUAAGUAACCAGCCUGAAAUUACGCCUAGUGUUAAUUAGCUGUGGUCACGUCUGUUUAGCAAGUGCACACUAAAUUCUGCCUCCAGCACUCGCAUAAAUCUGACGCUGUAACAAGGUCAUUGGAUGUUGGUUGAACAUGUUUUUGAGUUUCGCUCUGGCGUUCAAAGCUAGGUGAAACUGGAUUAUUUAUUUAUUUUUCAUAUGAGCAGAAGCUUAUAUAUCUUCAUGUUUAAAGUGCCUGCUUGCACUUUGUGUAUAUACUCUCUUUAGGUAAAAUGUGUACAAAUCGAAUGUAUAGACUUGACAUUUUUUGUCAUCAUAAUGGUUUUUGCUAUGUAAAACAUUUCUAUAAAGAUUAUAACUAUAUACAAUUAUGCUACAAUGCUAGAACAUUGUUAAUUUUUCUUUAAUGGGCCAUUAGGUAGCUCACUAGGUUGUGAACUUAGGGUUAUUUAUUAACAAGAAAUGCAUUACGUGUAUUUGUUUGAAGAAAAACCACCACGUUUCAAGUCCAAUAUUUCUCACUCUGUGUGAGUACAUAUUGUUACUGACCCAUCGCAUAUUUAAUUAAGGAUUCUGAGCAGUUGAUGGAGUUUUGGGGGUGUGAGGAUAUAGGUCAUCUCAGCUACAGUGUAUCUAAAUUCAGAGACUGCAGUAAGCCGUGUGGCUUAGGAGGAGGCUUCAUAAAUAAUAUUUCAUAAUGAAUUAUUUCAUCACUUCUCCAUUUGUUUGUUAUUGGUCAUUCUUCUAGUUUAUGAUAUGUUAUUAGUCAACUGGCCUACCGUAGCAAGUGUUUUCUAUAAAUAUGUAAGACUGUACCAUCUUUAGAUACUUAAACUCCUAUUUUGUAUCUUUUUUGGAUUCUGUACACAUAUUGGUCCAAUAAUGCAUUAAAUAUUUCCUUCCUUCCAUUCAUCAUAAUGCAGAACUGUGACUGUUUAAAUGCAAGUAGGACUGAAGGGAUUCAUACUAAAUUCACUCUCAUAAGAACAAAAAUAUUUGUCUGGCAAACGGACUGAAAGUGUGUAAAUGUUUUAAUACAUGUGUGUAAAGAUUAUUGGAAGCAAAUAAAUGUUUAUUGAUGA
Archocentrus centrarchus (flier cichlid) is the source of this 4261-nucleotide messenger RNA. RefSeq names its product excitatory amino acid transporter 2-like. The transcript has 11 exons. Lineage: Eukaryota; Metazoa; Chordata; Actinopteri; Cichliformes; Cichlidae. Gene Ontology annotation, cellular component: plasma membrane. Bases 268 to 1884 code for a protein of 538 amino acids. The record is from RefSeq and is a predicted model, not a curated record. Gene Ontology annotation, biological process: L-aspartate transmembrane transport; L-glutamate import across plasma membrane. Gene Ontology annotation, molecular function: neutral L-amino acid transmembrane transporter activity; L-glutamate transmembrane transporter activity; glutamate:sodium symporter activity.